This is a messenger RNA of Sycon ciliatum, 1802 nucleotides long. Its product is annotated as transmembrane protein 65-like. The coding region runs from base 195 to 926 and encodes 243 amino acids. The record is from RefSeq and is a predicted model, not a curated record. Gene Ontology annotation, cellular component: mitochondrion. The transcript has 7 exons. Lineage: Eukaryota; Metazoa; Porifera; Calcarea; Leucosolenida; Sycettidae.
ACCACCGGUGCACCGAACUGCCAGCCCUUUUCAGUUUUGAAUGGUACUUUGCCUUUUUGGCUUUUGAUUAUUGUUUCCAAACCACCCCAUGCCGUGUUUGGCGUGUCCAGUCUUGACUUUCCUUAGUACGCUUGAGAGAGAAUAAUACAUGUGAAUGUGAAUGUUCUCUCGCUAUUGUGAAUGUAUAAGUAGUUAUGGCUCUUAGUCCUGCUUUCCUCGGAAGGCUGUGUUUCUCCCGUACCUUGUGUCAGAGUCUCAGAGAUCAUGGAAUGAGUUCUGGAGGCACUUGCAGUUCCAUGUUAGGCUCUACAAUUCAGACUCGUGAAAGUACUUCUUCGGCGCAUUAUUUCAGUGAGCAUAGUCCUCAUCAACUCCUGGCAACUCCAGAGGCAAUCAGGAACUACGUUUCAAUUCUAUCUCCGAGGCAGCGGCGCCUUCUUUUGGUUGAGUUGGAUCGAUUUCGGGAGCACAGUGACAACACAGAUGAACUACGCGGCACAGCGCACCAUUGUAAUGUGCCUGAUAAAAGCACGUUGACAACAGUAAUGUUCGCUAACUUUGUGCCAUUUGUGGGAUUUGGAUUCCUGGACAAUGCUAUUAUGAUCGCAGCUGGUGAAAGUAUAGAGAUGACACUAGGAGCAGUGUUGUGCAUCUCCACUAUGGCAGCGGCUGCACUAGGCAAUCUAGUAUCUGAUGUAGCUGGAAUGGGCCUUGCAAGUGGUGUUGAGUCUGUGGCAUUGUCAAUGGGAUUAUCUAUGCCCAAGCUAACAUCAGAGCAGCUGCUAAUGCGACCUACAAGAGUCGCAAUUUACACAGGUCGGACGCUCGGUCUAACAAUAGGCUGCAUCAUCGGUAUGUUUCCGCUUCUGUUCAUCGGUAAAAAACGGGCAUCUAGUAGUACGGUCGAAGAUGUAUCGGAUGCAUGACGGCGGUCGGUCUUCCCCACACUAGCUAGCAGGUUCCACUGGUGCUGUCCGUCCCUAGCAAGUUCUACUGGUACGUUGUCAGUCUUCUCCGUACUAGCUAGCAGGUUCCGAUGGUAUGUUGUUUGGUGCCAGUCAUUGAGCUGGCCAACUUAUUUAUAUAUUCUGUUUUCUAUGAUCUGAACUCUGCACAGUAGCACCUGGUGAACACCAUAGGGUUUCAUGGCGUGUGUUGAAUUUCUCCUAGCAAGACUUGAGCGCUGACAGAUUCUACUGCUCCGCCUAGACGGUGGACAGUACUUUUGAAGUUUUGAUUAUUAUGAUUGCUAUUGUUUUUCUGUUAUGGUGGCGUGUGUUAUAAGGUGGUCUUGCCAUAGGUAUUUUUUUUAGCUUGUUUCCGAUCGCUGUUUUUCUUAUCUUGUGUUAGGACUGGUUUAUGUCUGAACUUUGCACUACGUGAAUUCUUGACUUGUACGUACACAUAGCUGCUAGUUUUGUGUUUUCAAACUUUCUUGCCCACACCCUGCCUAUUCCCAGUGUGCUGGCAUGCUGGUUGGUAUUACAUAUUUAUUUUGUCACCUCUUUAUUUUUUGCUAGUCGACUAGCUUUUUACUUUGACGUUGCACCAUUGUUGCAGCAGCUGUUGAUAAUGUCGCUGCUGUGACUGUAUUUUUGAAUCAUUUUCCUUGCUGCAUUGUUACUGGUAGCACCAGUAUUAUGUAUAGGGAGUGAUAUAGCUCCCUUGGGCCUUGUUAUCACUGUACCUACGUUUACUUGAGUCAGGGAUGCAUGUCAUUCUGUCAGAUUGAAUGAUAGUCAUUAUGAACAUCCACCAUCAUCACCACUCACAUGAAGUGUGUGCAUGAUGCGAAUGUGGGA